Pecten maximus is the source of this 4685-nucleotide messenger RNA. RefSeq names its product DNA mismatch repair protein Msh2-like. The record is from RefSeq and is a predicted model, not a curated record. Gene Ontology annotation, biological process: mitotic recombination; mismatch repair. Bases 50 to 2839 code for a protein of 929 amino acids. Lineage: Eukaryota; Metazoa; Mollusca; Bivalvia; Pectinida; Pectinidae. Gene Ontology annotation, cellular component: nucleus; MutSalpha complex. Gene Ontology annotation, molecular function: mismatched DNA binding; ATP binding; ATP-dependent DNA damage sensor activity. The transcript is spliced from 27 exons.
AGUGCUGAGCAAUCAUCUGAAGUUUCCCGCGAGUAUUUCAUCGGAAAAGAUGGCUCUACAACCAAAACAAGAGCUGCAACUAGAUGGCAUACAAGAACAGGGAUUUCUUUCAUUUCACAGAUCUUUACCAGAGAAAUCAAGUACAACCCUUAGAGUUUUCGACAGAAAUGACUACUACACAGUCCAUGGGAUGGAUGCAGUGUUUGUUGCCAAGGAUGUUUACAAAACGACUGGUGUUAUCAAAAUGCUUGGAGCAGGUGAGAAGAAGCUUGAAUCCGUGGUCCUAAGUAAGAUGAAUUUUGAGUCCUUGGUGCGUGAUUUGUUACUAGUCCGACAGUAUCGUGUGGAGGUAUACAGGAACAAGGGUGGCUCCAAAAACAAUGACUGGUCACUUGCAUUCAAGGCCUCUCCUGGUAACCUGACACAGUUUGAGGAGAUCCUGUUUGGAAGCACAGACAUGUCUACAUCUGCGGGAGUAAUAGCUGUAAAGAUUGGCACUGAUACAGGCCAGCGGCUAGUAGGGGUUGGAUAUGCUGAUGCUACCCUUAGGAAGUUCAUGGUCAGCGAGUUUGUGGACAAUGAUCAAUUCUCUAACCUAGAGGCAUUAAUAGUCCAAUUGGGACCAAAGGAAUGUCUUAUCAUGUCUGGGGAGAUUGGUGCUGAUGCAGGCAAACUGAAGCAAGUGCUGGAUCGAAGUGGUUUAUUGGUGACCGAGCGCAAAAAAUCUGACUUUUCCUCAAAAGAUGUUACACAAGAUCUGAACAGGCUAUUGAAAUUUAAAAAAGGAGAACAAGGAAAUAGUGCUACUUUGCCUGAGACAGAAAAGGCACAGGCAAUGACGUCCCUCUCCGCUCUGAUUAAGUAUUUGGAGUUAUUGUCAGAUGAAGAAAACUUCGCUCAGUUUAGCAUGUCCCUGUUCGAUUUAAGUCAGUACAUGAAGCUGGAUGCUGCAGCUGUGAGAGCCCUGAAUCUACUCCCCAGCACAGUGGAAGGUGGAAACAAAAACCAAAGUAUUCUUGGAUUACUGAACAAGUGUAAAACAGCUCAAGGCCAAAGGUUGCUCUCGCAGUGGGUCAAACAACCCCUUGUGGACCUCAAUAAAAUUGAGGAGAGACUGAAUGUGGUGCAAGUGUUUGUGGAGGACUCAGAACUGAGACAAACAUUACAGGAUGAACAGCUAAGAAAAAUUCCAGAUUUCCAGCGAUUAGCCAAAAAGUUUCAGAGAAAGAGAGCGACGUUGCAGGAUUGCUAUAGAGUGUACCAGGCCUUAGACAAGAUGCCUUACCUGCUGGAAGUAUUGGAGAAACAUGAAGGAGAACACCAGACACUGCUCAUGGAGCUGUUUACUAACCCAGCCAAGGAAUUAUUGAUGGACUUUGCCAAGUUCCAGGAGAUGAUUGAGACAACAAUGGACCUUGCCCAGAUAGAAAACCAUGAUUUCGUGAUUAAAGCUGAUUUUGAUGAAGGCCUUGCAGCGCUGCGAGAAAAAAUUGAUGAGCUUGAAGACAGUAUCAAAGGUCAGAUGAACAAGGUGGCAAGAGAUUUGGGAUUAGAACCUAACAAAGUCCUCAAGCUUGAGAGUAACAGCCAGCUGGGAUAUUUUUUCAGGGUCACACGCAAGGAAGAAAAAGCACUGAGAAACAACAAAAACUACAUGACCAUUGACACAAAAAAGGAUGGUGUUAGGUUCCACAAUAAUGCUGUGCGCCGUAUGAAUGAAGAAUACCUGAAGGCAAAGGAAGACUAUAACGAACAACAAAAGAGUGUGGUGUUGGAGAUUAUUACCAUAGCAGCUGGAUAUGUAGAACCUAUGUUACUGCUGAAUGACAUAAUUGCUCAGUUAGAUGUGCUUCUGAGUUUCGCCCAUGUUGCUGUAUCCGCACCUGUUGCUUAUGUACGACCAAAAUUGUUAGCCAAAGGUAGUGGUAUCAUCCAACUGACAGAGGCCAGGCAUCCUUGCCUUGAGAUGCAGGAUGAUGUUGCAUUUAUACCCAAUGAUGCUAAUUUCACAAAAGACAAACAGAUGUUCCAUAUCAUAACUGGCCCAAAUAUGGGAGGAAAAUCAACGUACAUCCGCUCUGUAGGAGUGGUAGUGCUGAUGGCACAGAUAGGGUGCUACAUUCCUUGUGCUGAAGGGGAGAUCACCAUUGUAGACAGUAUACUUGCUCGCGUUGGCGCCGGAGAUAGUCAGCUCAAAGGAGUGUCUACUUUUAUGGCAGAGAUGUUGGAGACCGCCUCAAUCCUCAGGUCAGCAACAGAAGAUUCCUUAAUUAUCAUAGAUGAAUUAGGAAGAGGAACAUCAACUUAUGAUGGGUUUGGUCUCGCCUGGGCAAUAUCUGAAUACAUUGCAACCAAAAUUAAGGCAUUUUGUCUCUUUGCUACCCAUUUUCAUGAGCUGACAGCACUGUCAGAUGUUGUGCCCACCGUCAAUAACCUGCACGUCACUGCACUCACAACCAAUGACACUCUCACCCUGCUGUACAGAGUCAAACCAGGUGUGUGUGAUCAGAGCUUUGGUAUACAUGUGGCAGAGCUGGCUCACUUCCCUAAGAAUGUUAUAGAGUUUGCCAAGAACAAAGCUAGCGAACUGGAGGAUUUUCAGAAUGUUUGUCUGUCUGGUACAGGCUUGGAAGGUGAUUCUGAGCCAGCUGUCAAGAAACGAAAGGUUGUGAAAGAGGAAGGUGAGGACAUCAUCAAAGACUUCCUAUCAAAAGUGAAAAAAUUGCCGUUGUCCAGCUUAUCCCCAGACGAAGCCAUCACAGAAUUAAACAAACUCAAGGCCUGUGUGAAAGAGAAGAAUAAUCCAUAUGUUGAAGAUGUGAUUUCCAGGGGCAAAUGAAACAGUUACAUAAUUAAGUGUUUAGGAGAAAGUACUUUCUGAAUGCAAAUGAGGUGACAUUUCUUCACUAUGGAAGCUGUAGAGGGGGGUAUCUACAGAAUAAAGUGCGGUCCCGUCUUGACCGUGUUGAGUAGACUAAGAGGAGAGUGUUGUUGGUAGGCAAAUAAGGUAACUUUCGUGCAUUGUUGAAGGUGUAGAGCACCUUAACCUUUGUAGUGAAAAGUGAUGUCCAGGCCUAACACAAUGGUAUAAAGGAGAAAGUGAUGUCCAGGCCUAACACAAUGGUAUAAAGGCGGCAGUGAUGUCCAGGCCUAACACAAUGGUAUAAAGGAGAAAGUGAUGUCCAGGCCUAACACAAUGGUAUAAAGGAGAAAGUGAUGUCCAGGCCUAACACAAUGGUAUAGAGGAGAAAGUGAUGUCCAGGCCUAACACAAUGGUAUAAGGAGAAAGUGAUGUCUUGACAGUAACUACUCAUUUAGGUAGAGAGUUAACUCACUAGAAACCAGUUUGACAGAUAGGCCAGUGUUUUAUAAUAUGCACAUUCCUAGAAAUUGGUUAGACAUUGACCAUCUACCAUAUGAAAAUAGUGAACAAAUAAAUUCAAUGUGUUGGAAAUAUUUUUAAAUUAGUACAUUUCAAAAACUGUUUUAUCCAUAAUCAUUGAAGAACAGCAUAAAUCAACAUUCUGAGUAAGCCAUGCAUAAGUAAAUUGUCUUGGUAAAGAGUGAUAUAAUCCUGGACCUUGAGAUAUGCCUUCUGUAACUAAUUAAGCCAUAUAUAUCUAUAGCAUUCACAUGGUGAUGAUGGAUUAAGUACACCCAAUAUAUAAUCUCUUUGGUGUAUUGACAGACCAGGUUAGUAACUGUGGUUUAAGGAAUGACUCGACGUAUUUCAAAAAUUGUCUUCGUAAAUUAAUGCGUAGAUUUAAUUCCAGUUACCUAUUAAUGAUCAUGAAGUAAUCAAUGAAAAAGCAAUAAAACAUACAAGUUUAUGGGAGGAAAGGAAUGAAAAUGAUGAGACGUUUAUAAAAAUGUAGUUUUGUGACCUUCCUAAAUGGGCAGAGCAAGACCUGAACCAUAAGAUUAAAGGCACAGAACAUUAAAGUAGUUUUUAAGACCCAGAGGUAUAUGGGAGUUUGUGUGUUGUAUGUGUUAUCUGAUAACUUAUAAUCAAAUUACUCCAGUAUUAAAGAAUACAGUUUAUUUGUAAUUCCUCCAUAAACUUUUUAAAUCCUGUGUAUGUCUUUUUCAUUAAAGAUAUUGUUGGUUAUCAAUGAAUUCUGGAAAUUUUGAUACCAGUUUCUAUUGACAAAAUAUGAACUAUAUAUGAAAUAACUGAAUGGACAGAUCAAUGAAGUUGCACUGAAUUUCAAACACUGUGAUUAUAUGGCAAUAAUGGGAAUCGGAUGUAUCUAACUGAUUAUGGAUUUAGAGAAAAUUGUUGAACAGUUGAGUACAUACACUGCAUGUAAAUAUGAUUUUAUAUAAUAGGAAUAAUUCUACAUAUUCUUUAAUACCAUAAUUUGCAAUGUAUAAAAUCAUCGAGUGUGAGUAGUAUUUGUGAAAUAUUUCCCACUGCUGCUGUUAAUGUUUUGUUGAAGAAUUUUGGAAGAUUAUCACGAUUGAAUGGACUGUUAUUGUUUUUAUGAUAAUAAACACAACUAGAGUUAUAGCUGAUGUCUGGUUUAAGUAGCUACAUAGGGACCCACUACAUUGUAUUACAGUCGCUAUUGACCAGACAGUGUUCAUAAUUACCAUUCAUUGUGAUUCUGUAUUGUUAUCUAAAUCGUGAUUCUGUUUGGUUAUCUAGUUAAUCAUAUAAAUAAAUAAAACCUUCACCAAUUUAA